AAAAGUUUCCCGCGAGAGUUGUUAUUUUUAAAAUAAUGUAAUAAAUUUCAUUAUCAUGUCUACCGCAGAUUUAGAUGAAAAACAACAGGCAGUGACCCGUUGGAUUGUGGAAUAUGCAGUUUUCGUGGUUUGGAAUGAUUUCGUGAAGCAUAAAACAGUUGAUCGGAACAAUAACAGGGACCUUAUACAAUGGAUAGCUGGGCAGAUAAUAACAGGAAAGAGAGAGAUUCAACAGUCAUAUCUGAUGUCCUUGUUGUGUCGACUGAACGAUGGGAGGAAUUACAUGAUAAGGUACAACGAGGAUUCUAUACUAACCGUCCUAGAGGAUGCAGCAGAGGUCUUGCAGAUUCUUAUCAAAGACAUCAAACCUCCUCUGUACAAAGAAGGACAGGACUUUCUAAAGGCCAUGAGGCAGGAGGCUGUUUAUGUUUGCUGUAGAGCUAACAAUUUUGAUGAUGCAAAAGAGGUUUUUAAUCGCCAGUUUUCAUCGAGCGCUGAUAAAGGGGUAGAAGACAAAGAGCACAAUAAACAAGAAAUCCAGAAAAUGUUGAAGACCAAAAAUCCACAACAUCAUUUACUGACAUCACAUGAAUACGACGAUUUUCUGCUGAAAGCCCAGAAUUUCUUGAAGCAUUUUGUUAACACAGGAAAACCGUCUCUUUUGAAGAUGGCAGAGAGUAGACAAGAUCAUACAACUGCUGACCCGAUAUGUAGAGACAAGCGAGUGAAUUUGGGAUCUUUGAUGAAAGUUUGUGAUGAAAUGGGUGUAUCAAAAGAAAGUUCUUGGCCAAACUUCAUGGAACAGAGAGUUCUAAAAGAACACUUACAACAGGUAAAUCAAGAGAAAAAGAAACAGUCAAACACCAACAUCAAUGCUAAUGCAGCAUCAACACCAACAAAAGAAUGCAGUCCAAAAAAGAGGAAACAUGCGGCAGUUGAUGAAUCAAGAAUGGAUACAUCAUUGGCAUCAAGAGUUCAGGAAAAUAGCAAUCUUAAUCCAUAUGUAAUUCUGAAUGCUGAAUUGCCACAACUACAAACCAAACACAAUGAAAAGUCCCCCACUAAAUCCCUUCCUUCCCCAGGAAAGCUCCGUAACCCAUGGUUAGAGGCUGAAGUGAAUGAAUUCUACCAAGCGGUACAGAUCUUCGGCAUUGGAAACUGGAGUCGCAUUAAGAAUGCCAUGAGGACAUACAGAACCAAUGUACAACUGAAGGACAAAUGGAGAACUAUACUCAAGACAGGGGAGAUCAACAGACUGAAAAAGCUCUUUGGAGAUGUUAAAAAAUAAGGAGAAAAAGAUUAUCAAGUAGUAAAUAAAAUUGUCAACCUUAUUGUAAAAACGAACAACAAAUGAAGAGCAGUUCUUAAAUUAUGGGAAGUUAAGACUGAAUAAGCUCUUAAGAAAAGAGAGAGGGGAUAUUUUAAAGACUUUUUAAUGUAUUUUACAAAAUGGUUGUUUAAAAUAAGAUUAAACUUUUAUGAUAGA
This is a messenger RNA of Magallana angulata, 1486 nucleotides long. RefSeq names its product telomeric repeat-binding factor 2-like. The transcript is spliced from 9 exons. The record is from RefSeq and is a predicted model, not a curated record. Gene Ontology annotation, molecular function: protein homodimerization activity; telomeric repeat DNA binding. Gene Ontology annotation, cellular component: chromosome, telomeric region; nucleus. Gene Ontology annotation, biological process: protection from non-homologous end joining at telomere. The coding region runs from base 56 to 1288 and encodes 410 amino acids. Lineage: Eukaryota; Metazoa; Mollusca; Bivalvia; Ostreida; Ostreidae.